Kluyveromyces marxianus DMKU3-1042 is the source of this 591-nucleotide messenger RNA. RefSeq names its product putative nitroreductase HBN1 (gene HBN1). Gene Ontology annotation, biological process: cellular response to oxidative stress. Bases 1 to 591 code for a protein of 196 amino acids. The record is from RefSeq and is a predicted model, not a curated record. Lineage: Eukaryota; Fungi; Ascomycota; Saccharomycetes; Saccharomycetales; Saccharomycetaceae. The transcript has a single exon.
AUGUCUUCUGCUGCCUCUCAACAAUUUUUGAAAGCUAUUGCUGCUCGUCGUACUAUCUACUCUUUGAAGCCUGAAUUACCUAGCGGUGUUUCCAUCGAUGAUGUUCAAGCUGUUGUUCAAGCCAUCAUUAAGGACACCCCAACUUCCUUCAACAGUCAAAGCAACAGAGCUCUCAUUCUGACUGGUGAAGCCCAUAAGAAAGUCUGGGCUUCUGUUACCGAUGCUGUUGAAGGUGAAGCCGGUAAAAAGAGACCAGCUUCCAUCAGAGAUGAGGCUUACGGUUCUAUCAUCUUCUUCAGCGAUGAUAAGACUGUUGAACAAUUGAAGGCCAACUUCCCAGCAUGGGCUGGUGCCUUCCCAUCCUUCGCAGACCAAUCCAGUGGUGCAGCCCAAAUCUCUGCUUGGACUGCUCUUGAAUUGUUGGGUUUGGGUGGUCACUUGCAACAUUACAACGGCUAUGUCAAGGCUGCUUUGCCUGAAGGUGCUGCUCCUCAAGAAUGGAAUGUCACAGCUCAAUUAGUUUUCGGUGCCCCAGCUGCUCCAGCCGGUGAAAAGACCUUCAUCGAAAACCCAGUCAAGGUUCUAAACUAA